Triplophysa dalaica is the source of this 1900-nucleotide messenger RNA. It is a transcript of the gene hnf4b, whose product is annotated as hepatic nuclear factor 4, beta. The transcript is spliced from 11 exons. Gene Ontology annotation, molecular function: nuclear receptor activity; zinc ion binding; RNA polymerase II cis-regulatory region sequence-specific DNA binding. Lineage: Eukaryota; Metazoa; Chordata; Actinopteri; Cypriniformes; Nemacheilidae. Bases 169 to 1569 code for a protein of 466 amino acids. Gene Ontology annotation, biological process: anatomical structure development; positive regulation of transcription by RNA polymerase II; cell differentiation. The record is from RefSeq and is a predicted model, not a curated record.
UUGAAAACGAAAAUAUGGAAAGUCAGCCACCAAAAAAAAACACCGGACAGAGUAUCUGACUUAUUCAACACACACUACCUAUGGGGUAGUGUGCCGCUACUGACAAGGUCUUCAAGUUGUUUCUCAGGUACGCUAAAGCAGUAGGCCAAAUCCGAACCUUUGACUACCAUGAAGAUCUCAGGAGUUUCGCUGGACCUGAGCGCAACAGAAUAUGGAGUAACCCUGGACCCUACGUUCACCAUGCUGGAGUUUGACGGUCUCCGUGUUCUCCCUGUACAAACAGAGUCACUUAUACUCAACCCAAUGCCUGCAUUAGUACCAACGCUCAGUCUCCAGCAGAACAGUGUGAAUCUCUGUGCCAUCUGCGCAGACAGGGCAACAGGAAAACACUACGGUGCGUCCAGCUGCGAUGGAUGCAAGGGCUUCUUCAGAAGAAGCGUACGCAAGAAUCACGCCUACACAUGCAGGUUCAGCAGGCAGUGCGUGGUUGACAAAGACAAAAGGAAUCAAUGUAGAUACUGCAGACUUCGAAAGUGCUUCAGAGCUGGCAUGAGAAAAGAAGCUGUCCAGAAUGAGCGAGACCGUAUAAGCAGUCGCCGAGAAGCCCAAGGAGUGGGGACCCUCACCAUCGAUGUGUUAAUGCAGGCAGAGGCCUGCACACAUCAGCAUCCCUCUCUUAACCCUAUGAGGAACAUCAACGCUAAGAAGAUAGCCAACGUAGGAGACGUGUGUGAAUCUAUGAAAGAGCAGCUCCUCCUCCUAGUGGAAUGGGCGAAGCGCAUCCCUGAAUUCAGUGAGCUUUCAGUGGAUGACAGGGUGGCACUGUUAAGAGCUCACUCAGCAGAGCACCUCAUCUUAGGGGUCACUCGUCGUUCGCUGCCCUACAAUGACGUUAUUCUGCUUGGAAAUGACUUCAUCAUUCCUGUAAGAGGCGUCGAGCUGGAGAUGUCUAAACUAGCGACUCGUGUCUUGGAGGAGCUGGUGAGACCUCUGAAAGAGCUGAGCAUCACAGACACUGAAUUUGUCUGCCUCAAAACCAUCGUGUUCUUUGCUCCAGAUUGUCCAGGACUGCAUUGCUCCCAGGCGGUGCGCCAGUUGCGAUUUCAGGCCCAGCUGCUGCUGGAUGAGGCCACGAGCGAGCAGCGAGGGCGGUUCGGAGAGCUUCUGUUGUUGCUAACCACUCUUCAGAGUGUGGCCUGGCAGAUGGUGGAACAGCUGCAGUUAGUGCGUCUGCUGGGCAAAGCCAACGUGGACAGCUUGCUUAUGGAGAUGCUACUUGGAGAAGAGGCGGCCAGAGGGUCGGAAUCACUGCAUGUCCCAGACUCAAAUCCCGAGCCACUUAUAUUCACCACACCGACAGAGCCGGUUCUCACCAGAGAGAUUCUGCCAGAGCAUAUCACAAUGCCUAACUUCACCUCAGUCAUCCACCCAGUACCCUCCUCUCUGCCCGAAGAGCCCUUGCUACCCACACAUGCUGUGCCUGAGGUCUUCACACAUGGACAACCAGCAGACAUGCCAAGAGAAAUGGCCAACAGUCUCGCCAUCCCAACUGUCCACACAUGCCUUUAACCAAAGUUACUGAACAGUGACAGUCACAUACACACACUGGAAAAUGUCCUACGGUAUACUGUAAACCCAACACACUCAUAACACUGAUAUACACAUGUGCAGACAGACACUAAAAAUAGGAAAGCCACUGUUAUGUACACAAAAGAAAGGAAAGAGUUAUAAUUCAACUUCUGAUGACUGUAAAACAAUUCAAAUAUUUCAAUCUAAGCAAUACAUUUCAUUACACUUAAAGAAGGUUGUGUGAUGCUCUAACAGUGUGAAUAUUUUACAGUGAGUGAAAAAUUAACAGACAAUAAAGUUUUUACGCUAUAUAAAAUACCACCUAAUGAGA